UACGAUUAUCACGCAGUUUUCAUGGCGCUUGUGGGCGAGGAAUUCCUCGAACUGAUGUUUUAUUGUUGUUGAGUUCUUUGUUUUGAUGUGUGUUCCACAUCUCCGAAGAACCACCGUUUCCGUUCUCUUUGAUAGACUAUAUGUCGCUUCUUUCCGACAUACUACUACACUCCUUACCAUAGCACAGCGGAUCUUGUUCUCUAGCAUUGAUGGUUGGUUUUGUUUUCCUUUGAUUCCCCCCUUGUCGAAGCAUUUGAUUCUUUCUAGGGAGACCCUGGACAGUGGCAUUCUCCCGUCUCACUAUCUCUGCUCUCUGGAUUGCAGGUUCUUCGAUCUCGGCCUUGAAAAAGCUUUCGAUUCUACCCUUAAAGCACGUACCAUGCAAUAUCGCUGCUUUGGGGCCGCGUCGGAGCCGAUCGAUCGACUGCAUAAACUACAGCCUUCCCCCUGCAGAUACUCGCUGCGUGUAACGCCUUAUGUCCCGGUCCGGCAGGGUGUCGUCAUUCUGCUUCGAUAUGGUCACGAUCUUCCAUACUGGUGGUAAGUAGAACUAAAAUGUUGGCUGCAGCCUGGAUUCCGAUUCCUUCCUGUGCGCUUGCUCUAUACAGAUGCAGCUAUCUCUGUGAGAGUCAUACAUGAGCAGCACUCUGUAUAGAAUAUACAUCAUGAAUGAUUAUUUGAGGGUAUAUAUACCGGCUGUUCUGGCUUGCGCCCGGUUUCCUUUACGCGGUUUACUGAGUAUGGCCCCGAAUCCCCAGC
Aspergillus homomorphus CBS 101889 is the source of this 759-nucleotide messenger RNA. RefSeq lists its product as uncharacterized. The transcript has 2 exons. Bases 86 to 544 code for a protein of 152 amino acids. NCBI's taxonomy places the organism in Eukaryota, Fungi, Ascomycota, Eurotiomycetes, Eurotiales, Aspergillaceae. The record is from RefSeq and is a predicted model, not a curated record.